CCCGUCCACCACGCUCUCUUCCCGCAGCCCGGCGCCAUGCCCGCCGCCGCCGCCGCCUCGCGAGGCUCCUGCUCGCCGCUGCUCUUCUUCAUGGUGCCGUGGGUGGUGCUGUCGACGUUCAACGUCGGCUUCGGCAUCUCCGAGCUCAACCCGCUGCAGCGCGUGCUCACCUGCCGCGGCGCCGCGCCCCACGGCUGGCUGCCCGCCUGCUUUGCCCUCUCCGAGGCCGGCUUCGGCAUCCUCACCGCCCUCUUCACGCUCGGCGGCUUCGUCUCCUCGCUGCUCCUCUCGCCGCUGCGCGCCCGCUUCGGGCUGACGAAGCGCGCCACGCUGCUCGCGGCCACCGUCGUCGGCAGUGCGGGCGCCGCGCUGCAGGCCUUCUCGUGGAGCGUCGCGGCGCUGGGUGCGGGCCGCGCGCUGAUGGGCAUGGGCGCCGGUGUUGGCGUGGCCGUCGUGCCGGGCUAUCUCAACGACAUCUCGCCGCCGGCCCUGCGCGGCCCCGUCGGCGUCGCCAACCAGCUCUCCAUCGUGCUCGGCAUCCUGCUCGCCCAGGCGCUCGGCGUCAGCCCGCUCGGCAGCGCGCCCGCCGAGUCCAGCGCGCCGCAGCCCGGCGGCCUUGCGCGCUGGCGCUUCGUGCCGCUCUUCUCGCUCGGCGUGCAGCUGCUGCAGCUGCUGGGCGCCAGUCUGGCGUGCGAGUCGCCCGCCGAGGCGCCGGCGCACAAGCGGGUCGAGCUGCGCGCGCGCCUCGGCGCCGACGUGCACAGCGAGGGCGCCGCCGAGGAAGAGGAGGCGCUGCUGUCCUCGGAGCCGCGUAACGACACAGCGUGGCCAGCGGAGGAGCCGCUCGAGAUCCCGGCGCUGCUCAACAUCACGCUGCGCGGCGGCAAGGACGUGCGCGAGCGCGAGACGCGCCGCGGCGUCGUGCUCAUCAUGGGCACGCUCGUCGCGCAGCAGCUGAGCGGAGUGAACGCCGUAUUGUACUUCUCGUCGAGCAUCAUGGCGGACGCGCUCGGCGGCGGCGAGAACGAACGCAACGCAAAGCUCAUCGCGCUCGGCAUCACGGUGGUCAACGCUCUCAUGACCUUCCCGCCGAUGUACCUCAUCUCCGAGUCGCGCCUCGGGCGCCGCGGCCUGCUGCUGAGCUCGAGCAGCAGCAUGGCGCUCUCCAGCCUGGCGCUCGGCCUCGGCAUCCUCUAUGCCGUGCCGUGGCUCAGCGCCGUGGCGCUCGUGGCCGUCGUGGCGGGCUUCAGCAUCGGGCUGGGGCCCGUGCCGUUCCUGAUCCUGCCUGAGCUCGUCGAGCCGCGGGUGCGUCUUGUCUGCUGCAUGCGCCGUACAUCGCUCACGUCAUCUCCCAGGCGGCGAGCGCUGCGGCGUCGCUCGGCAUCUCGCUGAACUGGGCGGCGAACUUGGCCAUCGCGUCGCUCUUCCUGCCGCUGCGCAGCUGGUGCGCGCGCCACGACGGCGGCAGCGGCGGCAGCGUUUUCUUCGUCUUUGCCAUCAUCAACGCCGCCACGACGACGUUUGUGGCGCGCCUGUAUCGCUAUGCACCGCCGUCGCCAAGGCGAGAGUAAUGCGAUUAGAGCCAGGCGGGUAUGCUGUGCGGGUCUAGAAGUUGCGGAAGCUACGGAGUGCGCGAUCAUGCCUCGUCGGCGACGCGACUGCUCUCUGGCCCGUCCGGCUUCCUUGACGCAGCGUCCAUGUCCUCUGCCUUUGCCGCCUCAGCUGUUUCUGCCGCACC
Molecule: messenger RNA, 1738 nt
Organism: Tilletiopsis washingtonensis
Lineage: Eukaryota; Fungi; Basidiomycota; Exobasidiomycetes; Entylomatales
Product: MFS general substrate transporter
Exons: 9
Coding region: 37-1392 (451 amino acids)
Biological process (GO): monosaccharide transmembrane transport
Cellular component (GO): membrane
Molecular function (GO): hexose transmembrane transporter activity
Source: RefSeq, a predicted model, not a curated record